Molecule: messenger RNA, 1551 nt
Organism: Catharus ustulatus (Swainson's thrush)
Lineage: Eukaryota; Metazoa; Chordata; Aves; Passeriformes; Turdidae
Product: inositol 1,4,5-trisphosphate receptor-interacting protein-like 1
Exons: 1
Coding region: 1-1551 (516 amino acids)
Cellular component (GO): membrane
Source: RefSeq, a predicted model, not a curated record
AUGAAUUCCAUUGUGCUGCUUUUCGUGUUCUUGAAAAGCCUCAUCCUGUACCCACAGCUCGUGGGUGAUUCCUGGGAUGAGGAAACACGUUUCCGCAUGGAAGUGCGUGCAAAAGAGCUGGAAUGGGAGAGGAUUCAGCAGGAGCUGGAGGUGGAGAAGCUCACCCCGAAGCAGGUGCAGCUCUUGCAGCUCUUAGCUGCUGCUGUGCUCGUGUUCCUUAUCUCGGUGCUAUGGUUGAUUGGGUGCAAAAGGAGCAUGAGGAGAGAAGGCCAUGAAGAAGAGGACAAUGCUGCAAAUGAAGAGGAGGUCGGCAAUGUUGCUGCAGAUGAAGAAGAUAAUAUUGAGAAUGAACUUGUCAAUGAGGCUGCAAAUGCAGAAAACAAUGAUUUUGCAUGGGCAGUAUAUGAAGGUGGCAAUGAUCUGGACGAUAACACUGGAAGAAUUAUAAUGGAACACAUACAGUGGCCUGUACAGGAGCUGCAGGCAGGCUGCGAGUGGUCAAAGAACCUCAUGGAUAAUUUUGCACUUUACUUUGGACACGUCUUAGCAAACAGCUUCUACCCAGGCCUGCAACGAGCCAUCGGGGUGGGCAGUGCCUUCGAAGGUUGGAGUCCACGUGAGCAGGAUAUUGUCUACCAGGUGCUCAUUCCCAUGACUCCUCCCCAAGGCCACAGCUUCCACCUGGAGCUGGACUCUGCAGAGGAGAGGCACGUGAGGAAUUUCCGUGUCCGCGUGCAGCUGGAGUGCACCUGCACGAAGGAGCAGCAGGCUGAGGGCAUGCUGUGCUUCCUGCACCACCCCGAGGAGGAGCUGAGGAGCAAUCAGGAUCCCAGCCUCCUAGACACCCUGUGCACCGACUCCUACCUGGAUGUGCAGAAAACUGCCCGCUGGUUCUACCAGCUGGUGAGAGCCAUCUGGCCAGCUUUGCCUCAGUCUCACAACUGGCAUUUAAAGCUGCUGCCCUCCACACGCUCCUGCCAAUUCCAGGUGACCUCUCGUAGAGAAAGCUUCAGGAUUGAGAUGUUCUUUGGGGUGCGCAGAGGUGACUCAGACAUAUUUGUGAGCAGCCAGCCUAGAGAGGCUCACACCCAAAGCACAGCCUGGCCUGAGACCUAUGCUGUGGCAGAACUGAAAUUCUUCCAGUACAUUGCUAGGCAGGCCCCCCAUGACACUUUGCACCUGAGAUGCCUGCAGUUCUUCUCCUGUCUUCUGCUGGGCAUUGGCUUUUCCACCUACACCAUGAAAACCAUUGUCAUGCACCUGCUGAACACCAUUCCUGUGUCACAGUGGAGCAGGAGACAUUUCCUGAGGCGAUUGAUUGAUAUCAGCGAGAGCCUGCGCUUAUCCCUGGAAGUGAAACACCUCUACCACUUCAUUGUUGGCAACCAGAGGCUUCCUGAGGAGAUCAGUUUGCCCCAAGAUGUUCAAAUGGCUGAGCCACUCAAUCUCUUCCACCGCCUGGCCAUGGAUCCGGUUGCCCACUCCCAGGGCAUGGAGGAGUACCUUGAUCUGCAACGUCGGCUCGAAGCAGUCCUGAAACCUGAUGAUUGA